UGUAUCGUUAACGAUAGUCAUAGAGGUCUAGGGGUAAGGGUUUUUAAUGAGUAGGGGUCUCACAGUACCCGCUUGCCCACGCCUUGUUGAACGAGUGUCCAUAAAGGAUUUUCUCCAAAUAAAGAAAAGGAAAAAAGAAGUACGCAAUGUAAACCUUGUCGACCACAGAGGUUACAUGCGGAGGGUAAUAAAUGAGGCCAUGAGAGAAGUGGAGGAGAUAGGAUGGUGCAAUUUAAAAAUACCCGAAUUUACAAUGGACAUAGAUGAGGAAGUUUUACACUGGCCAAUAGUCGGUACUAUAUACUUCCGGAACGGCUUCACAAUAUCUAUACAGCGGUUGGAGAUAUCAAGCAGUAUCAACCAAAUUUGGAGCUGGAACAUCGAUGGUACCGCUACGGUUAGAGUAACAGGCUCAGUUGUGAUGCACGACGUCUUGAUUGGUUUCGACGUGGAUUCACAUGUCAAUAAUAUUAUCCACCGUUCCACAGGAACGUUUCUGCGUAAUCGAAUAGCUUGUAAUAUUAAUAUAUUCAAAAACACACAUACACAGGAUAUGCAUGUCACAGUGGUUAUAGACCAUCCGGGUUCUCAAAACAAAUUGACGUUUAUGCCAUCUAAUAACAUAACACAAGUUGUAAGAGCUCUAUACAACCAGAACUUGACGUUUUAUGGUAUCACUGACUGGGGUCCACUGAUAUUCGAGCCCAUCUUUUUAGACGUCGUGAAGAACAAAGUCGAAUUCCCGGAAGUGUGUUACGACUGUCCUGUAUCAUAAU
Molecule: messenger RNA, 776 nt
Organism: Achroia grisella
Lineage: Eukaryota; Metazoa; Arthropoda; Insecta; Lepidoptera; Pyralidae
Exons: 5
Coding region: 47-775 (242 amino acids)
Source: RefSeq, a predicted model, not a curated record